AAGGGAGAGGAUUGCCCGAAGUUCGCCCCCUCCUCACCUCUCGACCAAUCGCAGCCCCCGUCGUGCACGGGGUCCUCGCCGAUUGGUGUGGCCAGAUGUCGCUGAGGGGGGCAGGGGCGGGGCCAGGACCAGAGCGCGUGUGCGCGUUCGCUGGCGCGCGCGCAGGCGGUUUGUACUCGCAGAGCGAAAAGUUGGCGUGUGCGAGGAAGGCGCAAGAAGCCACGACGACCGCGGGAGAGUGUCGCCCGCACUUGCAGCAUGUCGCUCCCCGGCUCCCCCUCACUCGUCCCGGCGAGCUCGGGCGCCCUGUACCGCUCGCCUCCGGAGACACUCCACCCUUCGGCGGCCCCCGGCGGAACCUGCAGCCCGGCCCACGGCAACUCCAACCCACGCCCGCUGUCCCCGCGGCUCAGCGGCGGCUUCCUGGCCGCAGCGGGAGGCGCGCCGACCGGCUCGCUGGUGUCCGGGCUCGGCGGACUUGGCUCGCUGGGCUCGCUGGGCUCGCUGGCCGCCUUGAGCUCCGCCGGGCCGGGGCCGGGCCCGGGGCCGUGCGGCGAGUGCAAGCUGGUGGAAGUGCACGGCGUCAAGGUGGCCAGCUUCGGCGUGCACGGCCAGGAGCUCAUCUGUCUGCCGCAGGUGUUCGACCUCUUCCUGAAGCACCUGGUGGGCGGCCUGCACACAGUCUACACGAAGCUCAAGAGGCUGGACAUCACGCCGGUGGUGUGCACCGUGGAGCAGGUGCGUGUGCUGCGGGGGCUCGGCGCCAUCCAACCCGGCGUCAACCGCUGCAAGCUCAUCUCCAGGAAGGACUUUGAGAUCCUGUACCAGGACUGCACCAGCGCCAGCUCGCGCCCGGGUCGUCCUCCCAAGCGUUGUUCUUCCGGCGCCGGCGUCCAGGAAAGCCCGAGGCCGCUGCACCCGGCGCUGCCCGGCCUGCUGUCCCCCAACCUGCUGUCUCACGCCGGCCUGACAGCGGCCGCCAUGGCCGAGCUCCAGAAGCUGCACAAGAUGAAGAUGAUGAUGAGUCUGCAGAACGGAAACGAGUCGGACAACGACGACCUACACUCCAACGCGGGAGGAAGUGAGUGCUCCUGGGACAAGGAGCGCCUGAGCAGCCCCCCGGCCGGAGCCCAGAGCGGCGGACCCGGAGGAGGAGGAGGAGGAGGCGGGGCCAUUCCGGCAGGAGGAGGAGGAGGAGGAGGAGGGCGGGGCCCGGCUUUGGGAGCUGUCAGUCAACAGCAGCAGCAGCUGCUCGCCAACAGACUGGACCUGCCCUUCAUGAUGAUGCCUCACCCGCUGCUGCCCAUCGGCUUGCCGCCCGCCUCCGUGGCCAUGGCCAUGUCGCAGAUGAACCACCUCAGCACUAUUGCCAACAUGGCCGCCGCGGCUCAGCAGAUACACGUGCACCGGGCGCCCGUCAUCAAGGAGCGGGUGUGUGACAGUCCCUCUCUGUCGCCCUCUGUUGACGAGGCCAACACUCCUCUGCACUCGCAGCCCAGUAGCUCGGCCUCCAGCUCGCCAGAAAGACUCGGCCCGCUGUCGGCCGAUGCGGAUGUCGCGCUGGCCGACGCUGCAACACCCGUCAAGAAAAUCACAAAGGACAAAGAAGAAGAGCGGUCGCUCGGACAAGCCCUGCCCGCCGGCUUCCCCGCCCCGUUCCUAUUCGCCGACAGCCUGUCGUCCGUGGAGACGCUCCUCACCAACAUACAGGGCCUCCUGAAGGUGGCGGUGGAGAACGCCCGCGUGCAGGACAAGCAGAUCCAGGCGGAGAAGAGGGAGCUGAAGAUGGAGCUCUACCGGGAACGAGAAAUGAGAGAGAGUCUGGAGCGGCAGCUGACCUCUGAACUGCAGAGCAGAGCGUCCAUCCAGAAACGCCUGAAGAAGGAGAAGAAGGCCAAGCGGAAGCUGCAGGAGGCGCUGGAGUUCGAGUCUAAGCGGAGGGAGAGGGGCGAGGACGCUCUGAAACGCUCGUCCUCGUCCUCGCCCGAGCCGCCGCACGCCGACGCCGCCGACGACAACGCUGACGACGCUGCGUCUGACCAGCGGGAACAACUGAACGGGAAGCGGGAAGGCAACGGAGCUGUGCAAGAAUCUCGGGCUUUCCUGAAGACCACCAUCAUGUUCUAGAGGGCCGGAGCCCCCCGCUGCCACGCCCUCCCCAGGCGGGAUGCGACUUUCGUCCCGCACGAUGGCCUCUCCUCCGCAUCAUCAUCAAACAAGUGAUAAUAAUUCAUUCCUCUUCCCGUGGCUUUUGUUCCCGCGUGAAGCGUGCCGGGACGGACGCGGAGGCCGAGCGGACCGGAACGCGAUGACCUCUUUUGGCAGAACUUGUGUCCACCUCAUUGGCUGGCCCACUCGGAUUGGACGGCAAUCGGCUCAUUGGCGCUGAAGGGAGACGCUGUUUAAAAACAAAAAAAAAAAAGAAUAAUAAUAAUGUUCCGGCGUAUGAGGCGGUCUCAUUUCUUUCUUUUUGUUUUCUGUAUUGGAAAAGUGUUUGACCCUACAUGCACCCACUCCUACACCUCGUCUUGGACUCAAUGAAGCGUUUUCUAUCACCUUGAAGGACAUCUUAAAACAAGAGACAAAAAAAACUUUUUUUAUGACCAAGUGAUUUUUAGAGUAUUAUAUCCUCCACCUGACCAGGAAGUAGUCGUUUGGCGAUUGAGUCGAGUAGCGCUUUUUCGUUGUCUUGCUCUCCGGCCGGCGGGUGAGCACAUCAAGUGCUCCUCGGCUCCACUUUGUAACUUGGUCACCCGCACUUUUUUUUGCCGGUGCCGACUCGUGUCUGUUCUUUGUGAAUUUGAAAUGUACAGCAGGUGUUGAUGUGUGUAGAUAGAAGUGCCGCUCGCUUGUUUUUCUUUGGGUUUCCUGUUUGUGUGGCAAAUAUACACCAUUACAACCAC
Messenger RNA from Phyllopteryx taeniolatus (common seadragon), 2903 nucleotides. RefSeq names its product dachshund homolog 2-like. The transcript is spliced from 12 exons. The record is from RefSeq and is a predicted model, not a curated record. The coding region runs from base 259 to 2127 and encodes 622 amino acids. NCBI's taxonomy places the organism in Eukaryota, Metazoa, Chordata, Actinopteri, Syngnathiformes, Syngnathidae.